Motacilla alba alba is the source of this 5452-nucleotide messenger RNA. It is a transcript of the gene LRAT, whose product is annotated as lecithin retinol acyltransferase. Gene Ontology annotation, biological process: retinol metabolic process. Bases 184 to 879 code for a protein of 231 amino acids. Gene Ontology annotation, molecular function: phosphatidylcholine-retinol O-acyltransferase activity. NCBI's taxonomy places the organism in Eukaryota, Metazoa, Chordata, Aves, Passeriformes, Motacillidae. The transcript is spliced from 2 exons. The record is from RefSeq and is a predicted model, not a curated record.
GGCCGGCUGAGGGUGCCCGCCGCGCCCCUACUAAAGCCCGGCCGGUGCUCAGGGCGGGCGCUCCCCGCACUCCCCUCACCCGGUGGGCCGGCCCGGGUGCCCGCCCCGCCCCGCCGGUGGCCUAGAAAAGCGGUGCCGGGGGCCAGCAGCUGCUCGGAGGCACCGAGGGUUUCCCCGCCGACCAUGAAGAACCCGGUGCCACAGGCGGCCUCGCUGCUGCUGGAGAAGCUGAUGCUCCUCGUCCACAUCCGGCCAUUGCCCGCGGGCUCCGGCGGGGAAACACCACCGCCCGCACCCGGCUACUACGACACCAGCUGCUUCAAGCGAGGAGACCUGCUGGAGGUGCCCCGCACCCUCUUCAUCCACUUCGGCAUUUACCUGGGCGAGAACCGCGUCGCCCACUUGAUGCCCGACAUCCUGCCCUCCAUCACCGGCGACCGUCGGCAGAUCCAGCAGGUGGUGACCAACAAGCGGCUUAUCCUGGGCGUCAUCGCCAGGACGGCCAGCGUCCGGGUGGACACGGUGGAGGACUUCGCCUACGGCGGCAGCAUCCUGGUCAACCACAUGGACCGGCUCUUCGAGGACCAGGUGCUGGGCAGCGAGGAGGCGGCCCGCCGGGCGGAGAAGCUGGUGGGCGCCACGGCCUACAGCCUGCUCUGGAACAACUGCGAGCACUUCGUCACCUACUGCCGAUACGGAGCCCCCGUCAGCUUCCAGACCGACAAGUUCUGUGAGACUGUGAAGAUGAUUAUUCGGGACCAGAGGAGCGUCCUCGCGUCGGUGCUUGUGGGACUAGCGUCAAUAGUCUGCCUAGGUGUGGCACCGUCCACCACACUCCCCACCAUCUUCAUUCCCUUCUUUCUGUGGAUGGCUGGCUAACAGCCUUCCUGGAGUCUUCCAUCCAGUGUCUGUAUAUAGGAUGUAUACUACAGUAUUUAUGAAAGCACACAUUACUCACUGGCAUCAUGUAAAGUUUCUUAACUUUGUGCACCAUUUUAAAGUACAACUUUGUCUAGAACACAGUGCACAAGGCAUAGCUUACUGUGUAAGCCAAAUAACAGAUUUCCUGAAAAUCUUGGUAUAUUUUAACACACCUUUAAAUCAUGGAAAAAGUAGGGUUGCGAUGCAGUUCUGCUCCUUGUCCUUAGCCAAAAAUGAUUCUAAUAACAUUCUUCAUGUUCUUCAGUCUUUUAGCUGCAUACCUGGGUGCCAUAACUAUUAAUAAAAAUAUAUGAUGGAGUUCCACGAAGUGAUGGAAAUGGAGAACAAACUGCUUACCUCUUCCUUUUGUAGAUAUAGUGUAUAUUCAGAAAUUACUGUCUCCAUUCCUAAAAUACUCCAUGGUGGAAAUGCAAGUAAAUUGACUCUUUUCUGAGAGCAAAGAAAAACCAACCCUGAGCUGGGUGCUGCAGGAGCACAUUUGGCCAGACCAGUUAAAGUUGUUUCCCUUUUGGGAAAUGUUCAGGAAUCUGUCAUUUGCAUUAAUUGUGUAAAUACUUGCUACCUUAUUGACCAACUUUUUAAUUGGGUUAGUGAUAAGGAAAGAUGGCAGUUCCUCACCAGUUUCCUUGCCAGUGAUAGUGGCUAAUAUGGCUAAUAUAAAUGGCUACAGAGGAAUUUAGGAGCUAUAGGAAGAAAUUUGCUUGCUUUAUGUCAACUAGUGAUUACAGAUGUUGGGACAUUUCCAGCAUUCCAGGGCACAUGGCAGGGAGGAGGAGGAUAGACACCAAUUUAGUUCCUAUCAUUCCUCAGCAGUGAAACCUGUGUAGGUGCUGUAAAGUAUCAGGGAUCAUUGGAGCAGUUUCUGUGGAGGCUAUAUUGUCAUUUUGGAUAUUGCCUUAAAACACUUUCUCAGUGAAAGACAACAUGUCUUCCUAGACUCAUCUCUUGUAAGUAUUCACUUUCAAGACAGUAACUGGUGCUAGAAACAUUUUGUCUUCAAUGCUGAGGCCUUUCAGUUUAUCAAGAAUGUGUAAAGUUGGAUUUGAAAUCAAGUUCAUGUAGGCAAUUAUUUAAAUGCUAAAAUCUUUUGCUAUUUUUUUUUCUUAGCAAGGUCUUUUAUGUAUGCAGAGAAAUUGUUCAGCUCCUGGAAUGGAUGCCUUGUGUGCAUACAUGUGCUUACUUGUUCACAUGCUGUGCUUGCCUUCCUUUCUAGUUAAAGGCCAAUAUGAUGGUGUCUUCACUAAAGACUCAACCUCAGAUUUACUUCUACUAAUGGUGUGCAGUGUCCUGCCAUCAGCUCUGUUGCUGAAAUGGCCAAUUGCCCAUUUUCAGAAAGACUCCUUUUAACUGUGCUGUAAGCCCCCUCCUCCUUCCCCUAGACCUUACAGAUGCUUGAAGGUUGGAUUUUUAGAACUGAGAGUCUACUUAGCUACUCUCUAAUCGUCGUCUUCUGGCUGCUCCACCAUAACCGACGAAGAAUGUAAAGACUGGGGUGAAAUUCCAGCUCAUAGGAAAGAGCAGCAUGACUCCUGCUGCCAUCAAAUAGGGGAUUUCAGUCUAGCUUUCACAUGUUCAGUCGGUAGCCCAGCUCCGAGCAGCUGGAUAUCAAUUACUGCUGGAUCCUUGUAAACAACUUCUGUUCUGCUUUGAAAGAUUGCAAUGCUCAGUGUAACUGUUUCUGGUAAACUUUUGAAAUUAAGGUGUUUUUUAAUUAACACGAGAUACUUUUUCAUAGCAUAUACAUUAGUAAUAUUUACAUAAACUCCAAUGUGUUUUUUUUACUUGCUGUGAAUAAGGCAUGAGCGGUAGUCAUAACUGUAAUUAUAUAAAUUUUAUUCAUUUAAAAAUGUCUACUGACCUCUUGAAAUCGAAUAUAAUGCUGUAGCAUUACUGUAAGAUAUCCCAGUAGGGCACUGAACAAGCCAUUAACAUGCAGUUACAUGGUGUCUGAUUACAGGUGGGCUUUUCUUUUACCUUUUAUUUAAUUGGGAUUUAUAAGAAUUCCAGUAAUUCUUACGAUCCACAUAUACAAUAAACAACGGGGUCAUGACCAGUAACCAAAUCACACGAGGGACUCUUGGAAGGCAGAGAAAUGUUCCUGCUCUGGCUUUGGUUAUCAAAGGACCUGUGCUCCUGCACUGCUAACACUGUUGAGCAAAAAGCAUCCAGACUGACUAAAUUGGAAUUUUCAUAGGUGUCUACGAAAGAAAUGACAGCAACUGCUUUCCUUGCAGGCUUUCAGAUGUAUUAGUAGAGAAUUUUCCUUCAGCAUACAAAGUUUUAAACUUAUGAAAUGUUAUGAAAUGGUCUAGAAUGUCUUGAUGCAUGCUUUCAUCAAAGACAAGUAAUAAUGGCAUAGGAGCAGAAUUUCAGCUGCAUGUUUAGGCAUUUUUCCUACCAACUGUAGUCCUAGCAAAGAUCUGGAAAUUUUGUUAAAGUCAGGCAUGAGUCAAAUCAGUCAUACUCUGAGGAGAAAAACAAGACUAGCAGGCAUGAAUUUUCGUGUUCAGCUCAGCGGGUGGUGUUUGUGCUCUGAAAUAUUUUGGUAAAUGUCAGUGUCAACUUUUUUUUUCUGUAAUUACUUGAGUAAAAAUAAGCACUAGCUGGAGCAUUGCAUUUCAGACUUGAGCUCAACUGUGAUGCCAUUGAAAUGAAGGAGCUAGUUACAAUAAGAAAAACACAGAAAACUGUGGAGCAGUUCAGCUGUUGGGGAAAUGUGUGUGCUUAGAAGUGAAAUUGUUCCUUGGUAACUGUAAGUGAUGGUGAUGGGGAGGGUAAAUCCAGAGCCACAGCUCAUUAUAGUGGGGGCUGUUUUGAAAAGCUGUGUGGUUAAACCAGAAUACGUAAUGAAGGAUUAUACGGAGCGAAGGAGUAUUUCUGUGCCACUGGAAAAGGCAAGUAGUGAAGACAUCAGGUUUAAAGGAUAGAUGUUUCACUUCAGGCUUUCCAAAGAAAACAAAAAUAAAAUGAGUAAGGUUUGAAAUGUUUUUAGAAAACCCUUGUUUAAAAAAAAAUGAACGAAAAAGGUAAGUUACUAAAUGAAGACAUUAGAACAGUGUGCUUUUUGGUUUUCUGUUUGCAUUUAUUUUAGCUUGGAACAUAAAUGAUUACUCAUUCUGUGGUGAACAGUCAUCUGCUGCUUGAUUUCACUUUGCAUUCUCCUGGAGGAGAAUGCUACAUAUAAAUAUCGUUGAGGCUUUUAAUGAAAACAAAAUCAUAGUAAUGCUUGUUAAAGGCUGAGGGGGUAGGGAAGAGGGAAUUAAACUUGUGUGUGACUUGACAUCAUCCAGACAGGUUUUAAAAUGCAAAAUGCAGCAACAAGAAUCAUUAGAACUGUGAUCCUAGAAAUUAUAUGGUGCUGUAUUAUUUGCUGCAUGUUCUCACAUUAAAUAAAGCAUCACACACCACGGGAUGAUACAGAACCAUGUUAGACAGUCAUUAGUUAGCAUCUCCAUUAUCCACUGAAAUAAAAGCUCUCGGGUGACUCGGAGCAUUUCCUCAUUAUGCUUUGUAAUAGCUUUGGACUUGACUCAUCUGAGUACUUAACCGUCAUGAAUGAGCUUUCCAAUGAAAAGUGAAGAUAGAAACGCUUAGUAGUUUUGAAGCUCUUUGCUGUAGUGCAUUCCACUUUCUUGUCAGCCUUACAAAAAUCUUUCAGAGCAUUGAGCUGGUAAAAUAAACAAUCUCCUCUCCUGCGGGAAUGGAACACUAAAAGUAUUUGAAGGCUUUUAAAGGCAUAAUUUCUUUAAAAAAAUUAUUCUGGUGUAUUCUGUGACGUAGCUUCAGUUCUGAAGUCAAGACAACAUUUAGGAUAUGGUCCUGAGUACUCAGAGACUGUGGGAGAAGGAGGGCAAGUGGGGAGACCUUUAGGAGGUUUAAGUUAAAAUUACAUUGAUUCCAGUAUCACAGUUCUGUCUGUCACAAAAUGGGAUUUGGAGUUACUGUUUCUGUGUCUCACAGGGUAGAAAAACUUCCUGUAAGACUUUAUGUAUCUUUUUUAGGUUUUCCCUUUUUAUAAGACAACUUUGUUUAGCUGUGUAGCUUUGUUUCUGAAAUUGCCUCUCCUGUAUUGUGUGUCUGUAAACUGCAAAACUGUUGGUGGCUGCUCUGUGCUAGUGUGAUUCGGAGCAAAUCAGCUGCACAGUCCCCUACAAUUAUAACACAACACCUACAACUUGGUGCUUGGUCUGAACAAAGCAGUGGGAAUGUGACGGGCAGAUAAUGGGGGUUUGUUUUACUUACAAGGGCAGGGCAUAUUAAGUGUGGUGAAGGACUAGUGGGUGAAUGCAGAAGUGUGUGCCUGAAGACUCAGAUGCAGAGCACAGUGUUGUGUCUGCUUUCCUGUGCCCAGCUGGAGUUUAGGAGGCUUGCAGUGGGGUUGCAAGAUCUCAUGGUAGCACAGAGAUUAAAAGGAUUAACUUGCCUUCCCUUAAAUUGAAGUAUGCUGUCGAUGCCACAGGCUGUAAUCUAACCUAGUAAAUAAAAUGACUGGUGGUCCAUCUUCUGACUA